Molecule: messenger RNA, 384 nt
Organism: Stylophora pistillata
Lineage: Eukaryota; Metazoa; Cnidaria; Anthozoa; Scleractinia; Pocilloporidae
Product: long-chain-fatty-acid--CoA ligase 5-like
Source: RefSeq, a predicted model, not a curated record
AUGCUCUGCAAGCGGAAUAAAGACGGGGACGGUCCUUGCCUUGGGGCCAGAGAUCCAACAAGCAAGAAGUACACGUGGCUGACGUCCAACCUGGUAAAAUUUGCCAUCAAGGUUCAUGAGAGGGCAACGUUCGUUUGUGCUGGCCUGGUCGCUUUGGGUUGCGAACCCUCACAACAGACCUACAUUAGUAUCUAUGGACUAGACCGAGUGGAUUGCGUUUCCACUGAUCUAGGUUGUCAGAUGUUCUCAAUGGUUUCCGUGCCGGUGUACGCUACUCACGGUGCUGAAGAAUGCAUCUUCAUCAUAAACCAUAGUGAGAAAUUGAUAUCAUAUGCAAGCCAAUGUUCAUCUUUUGGCCACUAUGAUGUAGAGCGUGGCUGGUAA